Molecule: messenger RNA, 948 nt
Organism: Acanthosepion pharaonis
Lineage: Eukaryota; Metazoa; Mollusca; Cephalopoda; Sepiida; Sepiidae
Source: the annotation of a GenBank genome assembly
AUGCUGAAUCAGCUGGUAAGUAUUUUCUUCUUCUUCUUCUUCUUCUUCUUCUUCUUCUUCUUCUUCUUCUUCUUCUUCUUCUUCUUCUAUUCGCACACUCUGUUCCUUCUCCUUUCUACCUUACUUCCUUUCUUUCUUCUUUUCUUUCUUUUCUUUCUUUCUUUCUUUCUUUCUUUCUUUCUUUCUUAUCAUCGUUUUCCAUUUCUGCCAAUCAUAACUAACGAACCAUGUUGUCAACCACACCCUUUUAACACCGUAUCUUGUUACACCCAGCCGUCCCUCUCACCCAUUUACACAGAUACUAUCAACACUUUGCUCCUGACCAAACCGGAUAACACCUCACUCGUAACAAAACCAACACCUCCUGUCGCCGCCACUACCAACACACACGCACAUACGCGCAGACAGGCCUUUACGGUUCACCGGUUCUCACGGAAUCCAAAAUCAAAUCUACGCUGUUGCUCUUUUCUCUCUCUCUCUCUCUCUCUCUUUUUUCUUUCUCUAUCUCUCUCUUUCUCUCUCUCUCUCUUUCUCUCUCUCUCUCUUUCUCUCUUUGCUCUCUUCUCUCUCUCUUUCUCUUUCUCUAUCAUUAUCUCUUUCUCUAUCUGUCUAUUCUCUCUCUCUCUUCUCUCUUUCUUUUCUAUCUCUCUCUUUCUUUCUCUAUCUGUCUCUUUCUCUCUCUCUCUCUUUUCGCUCUUUCUCUCUUUCUCUUUCUCUCUCUUUUCUUUCUUUUCUAUCUCUCUCUUUCUGUUCUAUCUGUCUCUUUCUCUCUCUCUCUUUUCUCUCUUUCUUUUCUCUAUCUGUCUCUUUCUCUCUCUCUCUUUUCGCUCUUUCUCUCUUUCUCUUUCUCUCUCUCUUUCUCUCUUUCUUUCUCUAUCUGUCUCUUUCUCUCUCUUCUCUUUUCUCUCUCUCUCCUCCUCCCUUUACCGAUCUUCUUUUCCUUUCUAA